AUGCGACUUGCUGGCAGAGCGUCGGAGUCGUUCCUGGCUCCUGAGAUGAGGUUCCGUGCGCCUCCCGAGCAGCGCACGAGCCGAUUUCUUUAUCUCUCGAGGUUCUCCGCACGAGCCGAUGCGGCCGUUUCCCAAACCUUUGCGUUUGAAAGAACCACAACGUAUGAGGUCGUGGUGUGGUUCUUCCAAACGCUCGCCUCCCUUUUCUGGAUCUCUAGCGUCUUUGUGUACGGGGGCUUUGAGGCUGGCGACAUUCUGCAGCUCCUUGCAGCAAUCGCAUGGGUCAUGUCCAACGCGGCAGCACUGCCUAACACCCUGAAGCUGCGUCCUUCUUCAGCCCGCAGCAGAGACGUGGAGUUAGAUGCCGUUUAG
This is a messenger RNA of Emiliania huxleyi CCMP1516, 372 nucleotides long. RefSeq lists its product as hypothetical. The coding region runs from base 1 to 372 and encodes 123 amino acids. NCBI's taxonomy places the organism in Eukaryota, Haptophyta, Isochrysidales, Noelaerhabdaceae. The transcript has a single exon. The record is from RefSeq and is a predicted model, not a curated record.